CCCUGCUGCUGCUGCCACAAAUCCUGCMAGGGCCAGAGGAGAGGAGGGGACAUGGCCUCUGUCUUCAGGAGCGAGGAGAUGAGCCUGAGGCAGCUCUUCCUGCAGGUGGAGGCUGCCUACUGCUGCGUGGCUGAGCUGGGCGAGCUGGGGCUGGUGCAGUUCAGAGAUCUGAAUGUGAAUGUCAGCAGCUUCCAGAGGAAGUUUGUGAAUGAAGUGAGAAGGUGUGAAUCCUUGGAGAGGAUCCUGCGUUUUCUGGAAAACGAGAUGGAAGAGAACGUUGAGGUAGUGAAAGGUGAAAAGUACCCGGAGACGCCUCUGCCUCGGGAAAUGAUUGAUAUGGAGACAGUUCUGGAGAAACUGGAGGCCGAGCUGCUGGAAGCCAACCAGAACCAGCAAACACUGAAGCAGAACUUCCUUGAGCUGACGGAGCUCAAACAUCUGCUGAAGAAAACCCAGGACUUCUUUGAGGCAGAAACCAAUCUGCCAGAUGAUUUCUUCAGUGAGGAUACAUCUGGAUUGUUGGAACUGAGGAGCACUCCUGCUGCGGCAGCUGCCAAGCUGGGAUUYACAGCAGGGGUGAUAAGGAGGGAGAGGAUGAUCCCCUUUGAGCGUUUGCUGUGGAGAGCCUGCCGGGGGAACAUCUACCUGCGGUACACGGAGAUGGACACCCCCAUGGAGGACCCUGUGACGAGAGAAGAGGUGAAGAAGAACGUGUUCAUCAUCUUCUAUCAAGGAGAGCAGCUCAAACAAAAAAUCAAGAAGAUUUGUGACGGAUUUCGUGCCACSGUCUAUCCCUGCCCAGAGUCUGCCACCGAGCGCCGGGAAAUGCUCGACGGAGUCAACACGAGGAUCGAGGAUUUAAACACAGUGAUAACACAGACUGARUCCCACCGCCAGCGGCUGCUGCAGGAAGCAGCGGCCAACCUCUGGUCCUGGGGGAUCAAGGUGAAGAAAAUCAAGGCCAUCUACCACAUCCUGAACUGCUGCAACAUCGACGUCACCCAGCAGUGUGUCAUUGCAGAGAUCUGGUUCCCAGUGGCUGACGCUGACCGGAUAAAAAGAGCUCUCCAUCAAGGAAUGGAGCGCAGUGGCUCCACCAUCGCCCCCAUCCUCACGGCCAUACACACCAGGAUGGCACCGCCCACCUUCAACAGGACCAACAAGUUCACCGCUGGGUUUCAGAACAUCGUGGAUGCCUAUGGUGUGGGCAACUACAGGGAGAUGAACCCGGCUCCCUACACCAUCAUCACUUUCCCCUUCUUGUUUGCGGUGAUGUUUGGGGACUGUGGCCACGGUGCCGUCAUGCUGGGCUUCGCGCUCUGGAUGGUCAUUAACGAGAAGAGCCUUCUGGCCCAGAAGAGCACUAAUGAGAUCUGGAACACCUUCUUCAGCGGGCGCUACCUGAUCCUGCUCAUGGGCAUCUUCUCCAUGUACACCGGCUUCAUCUACAAYGACUGCUUCUCCAAAUCCUUCAACUUCUUCGGCUCUUCCUGGCACAUCAUCCCCAUGUUUAAAAAUAACACUUGGAAUAAGGAUGUGCUUCUAGACAACACAGUGCUGCAGUUGGAUCCAGCARUCCCAGGAGUCUACUCUGGAAAUCCAUAUCCAUUUGGAAUAGAUCCGAUCUGGAACGUGGCAUCGAACAAGCUGACUUUCCUGAACUCCUACAAAAUGAAGAUGUCGGUUGUCAUAGGGAUUGUGCACAUGAUUUUUGGUGUGAUUCUCAGCCUCUUCAACCACAUCUAYUUCAGGAAAUACAUAAACAUUAUCCUUCAGUUCAUCCCAGAGAUGAUUUUUAUUAUCUCYCUCUUUGGCUAUCUGGUCUUCAUGAUUAUUUUCAAAUGGUGUCAUUUUGAUGUCCACUCAUCCCAGAGUGCACCGAGCAUCCUCAUCCAUUUCAUCAACAUGUUUUUGUUCAAUUAYAGUGACACUUCAAAUGCUCCAUUGUAUCUGCACCAGAAAGAAGUGCAGAGUUUCUUGGUCAUAUUUGCUCUGAUUGCUGUUCCCUGGAUGCUUCUGAUUAAACCUUUCAUCCUCCGAGCCAACCACCAGAAGGCACAGCGCAUGAUCCAUUCUCAAGCCAUCUCAGGAAACCCUGGAGGUGACAAUGAGGUGGAUGUCCCAGAGACCAAUCACUCCAAAAAAGCUUCCCAGGGAGACCACGGCGGUGGCCAUGAAGGACAUGAAGGGGAUGAGGAAGAGUUCAAUUUUGGAGACAUAUUCGUGCACCAGGCUAUCCACACCAUUGAAUACUGCCUCGGCUGCAUCUCCAACACCGCAUCCUACCUGCGGCUCUGGGCGCUGAGCUUGGCCCAUGCACAGCUGUCAGAGGUGCUUUGGACCAUGGUGAUGCACAGCGGGCUCAGCAGCGGCGGCUGGGCSGGCCUCAUCGCCAUCUUCAUCAUCUUCGCGGCCUUUGCCGUGCUGACCGUGGCCAUCCUGCUGGUCAUGGAGGGGCUCUCRGCCUUCCUGCACGCCCUGCGCCUGCACUGGGUGGAAUUUCAGAACAAGUUCUAYGUGGGAGCCGGCUACAAAUUCUCUCCAUUCUCCUUCAAGCAUAUCAUCAGCGGCACUGCAGAAGAGUGA
Messenger RNA from Malurus melanocephalus (red-backed fairy wren), 2586 nucleotides. It is a transcript of the gene ATP6V0A4, whose product is annotated as ATPase H+ transporting V0 subunit a4. Gene Ontology annotation, biological process: proton transmembrane transport; vacuolar acidification. Gene Ontology annotation, molecular function: proton-transporting ATPase activity, rotational mechanism; ATPase binding. The transcript is spliced from 20 exons. Lineage: Eukaryota; Metazoa; Chordata; Aves; Passeriformes; Maluridae. The coding region runs from base 52 to 2586 and encodes 844 amino acids. The record is from RefSeq and is a predicted model, not a curated record. Gene Ontology annotation, cellular component: vacuolar proton-transporting V-type ATPase complex; vacuolar proton-transporting V-type ATPase, V0 domain; plasma membrane.